Molecule: messenger RNA, 1290 nt
Organism: Lolium rigidum
Lineage: Eukaryota; Viridiplantae; Streptophyta; Magnoliopsida; Poales; Poaceae
Product: protein trichome birefringence-like 10
Cellular component (GO): Golgi apparatus
Molecular function (GO): O-acetyltransferase activity
Source: RefSeq, a predicted model, not a curated record
AUGGGGGCAGUGGCCGAGGCAGUGGAUCGAGUAGCAGUUAAGGGCGCGUUUGGUUGCCUACAUCCCCCUUGGCUCGCAUCGGGCCAAUUUGAUGCUAAAAGUAUGCUCGAGAGGCUACGAAACAAAAGAGUGGUAUUCGCUGGUGAUUCAAUUGGCAGGAACCAAUGGGAAUCCCUGCUUUGUAUGCUCGCUACCGGCGUUUCAAAUAAGAGCUCUAUCUACGAGAUUAAUGGCAAUCCCAUCACAAAGCACAAGGGUUUCUUGAUAUUCAAGUUUACGGACUACAAUUGCACCGUGGAGUAUUACAGAUCUCCUUUUCUAGUCCCUCAAGGUCAUGCACCAGCUGGAACCCCCAUAAUUCUUAAUAGUACAAUCAGGGUGGAUGUCAUGGAUUGGAUGUCGGAGUAUAACCGGGGUAAGUGGAGUGAUGCUGAUCUCUUAAUCUUCAACUCGGGGCAUUGGUGGUUGUACGGUAAAACAAUCGGAAGCGGUAACUUAUUUCAAGAAGGGGAUGAGGUGAAGAUGGACAUGACUGUCAGCGAUGCAUACAUAAGGUCAAUACAGACACUGUCCGACUGGCUUCACAGAGAAAUUAACACGAGCAAGACGCAUGCCAUUUUCCGUACAUAUUCUCCCACGCACUUCAGCGGCGGUGACUGGAGUACCGGAGGGACUUGUCAGUUGGAUAACCUUCCGGAUAUGACGCCGUUUAAAUCGUUGGAGCAAUGGGCUGACAUGCUUAAACCCGUGAACGAUGUUCUAGGCAGCAACUUCAGGCCCAAGCUGACUGGGUUAGAAAUAUUGAAUGUAACGAGGAUGACGGCCCAACGAAGGGAUGGUCACCCCUCAUUGUUCAUCAGUCCUUCAGGUUCAAGUCAAAAGCUCAGCAGCACACCGACAGAAACCGAAGUGGAGGAUUGCAGCCACUGGUGCUUGCCGGGUGUCCCUGACACCUGGAAUGAACUUCUAUACGCCCUCUUCAUGAAACCACAAAUAACGUGAAGUGAGCAUUGAACAUAGCCACGCAAAGUAUAGUUCAUAUAUAUCUAGUUGACGUUCUCUUGUUGAUGAGCGGAUUUAAUGCAGCAGGUUAUGCCGACAAACAUUAGUUGUUGAUGGAAAUGGCGGUGGUGGCGCAGUGGAGUAGCAGUUAAGAGUACUAAUAGAAUUUAGUGGAGUUGCAUAACAAGAUAGCAUCAUCGACAAGUAAUAUGGAGUAGAGGGAGAAUUAAUUAUUUUUCAACUUGGAUGGGUGGUCAUGAGACCGCCCAUACCACCCUCUGUGGGCCC